Molecule: messenger RNA, 901 nt
Organism: Leptopilina heterotoma
Lineage: Eukaryota; Metazoa; Arthropoda; Insecta; Hymenoptera; Figitidae
Exons: 5
Coding region: 101-856 (251 amino acids)
Source: RefSeq, a predicted model, not a curated record
GCGAAAUUGAAAAAGAAAUUUUCGCAAAAAAAAGAAAACGCAGUUCUCUUUAGUUUGUGAAGACAAUAUUUAAAUUUUUGCUUAUAAACUAGAAGUGAAAAUGAAUAUUUUUUUGGUGAAUUUUCUUUUAUUUGUCACUUGCAUUUUUGCUUAUGUAAUUGCAUUAAAAGAUAAUGAUGCUGCGAAAAAUAAGGAGAUAAUAGACAAAUUGUUUUAUGAUUUUUACAAAAUUAUUCCUAAAAUUUUGGUGAAUGAUAAAUUUAACAUUAGUGUGGUGGACAAAAUGAUUACAAAUAUUUAUAAUAUUUCAAUAACGGAAAAAAUAGAAAGUAAUAAUAAUGUGACGACUCUAAAUGAUUUUUUCGAAACAUUUGAGGGAAAAGACAAUCCAGAAUUUAGGACAAACUUAACGAAAGAUGAAAUAAUUAUAUGGGAGAAGAUCAUUAAUAAGGCAGCAUCUCAAUUGUUAAAAGAAGACAUUUCUAAAGGCCUUUUUUACACUUUAGACCAGUAUAGCAGAAUAAUGCUUUCAUUGAAAAUGAACCCGUGUCCAUCAAAAGUGAAAGAAAGUUACAAUAAUAUAUUUCACGAAAUAUUUUAUUUUUGGAGGGAGUCAAAUCGCACUGUAACUGACAAAAAACAUUUAAUUAAUUUAAAAAAGGCUGUAUCAUAUUUAUCAGCAUUGGCAAAUGAUGCGCAUAACACAACAGUGGAAAAUUGCAAUUUGCAGAAUUAUUUCAAAAAAAUUUUCAAUAAGAAUAAUCCUUGGCCAGGACUAACGGCGACAAUUGUUGGUAUUGUUGGUUCUGUAACUAGCUCUGUACUGUUUUAUCUAUCAAAAGCAAUGAUUUGGUAAAAUUUUGUUUCUACAAGAAAUUUCAAAUAAAAAAAUCUCAUGUUA